AUGUUCGCUGAGGAAUUAGCACUUAGAAACUUAAUUGAUAGUCUUGAAAUAGUGAACCUAAUACGAUUGGUUUUAUAUCUUAAAGAAUUUGCUGAUUGUCAGACCCUUAAAUUACUGGAGAUGAAAUGGGAAUGUUUGCGAGACAUUUUAUGGUCAACAGAGCCAAUACAAUCAGUCAACAAUCGUGAGGAUUUAGACGUAUUACUCGAAGGUUUCUCGGUAAUGUCUGCAAAGCAGAAUCUAACAAUGCCAGAAGAAGCAAAAAAGAAUAUUUGUGAGUUAGAAUAUUUUGGCAUAAGGGAAUUGGAAAUUACUUCUAAUUCUGCUGCUGUCACCAGCCUAAUGUUCUCGUACUUGUCAUGA
Molecule: messenger RNA, 363 nt
Organism: Funneliformis geosporum
Lineage: Eukaryota; Fungi; Glomeromycota; Glomeromycetes; Glomerales; Glomeraceae
Source: the annotation of a GenBank genome assembly